Molecule: messenger RNA, 957 nt
Organism: Magnolia sinica
Lineage: Eukaryota; Viridiplantae; Streptophyta; Magnoliopsida; Magnoliales; Magnoliaceae
Product: small heat shock protein, chloroplastic
Exons: 2
Coding region: 88-795 (235 amino acids)
Biological process (GO): response to heat
Source: RefSeq, a predicted model, not a curated record
CCUUUUCAUUGGCAUAGAAGCGAUCUUCGACUGCUAUCUUGAAAAUACCCUUGCUUCUCCUGCAUAUUUCACAUAAGCCACCUAAACAUGUCUGCCAGCGCUUCCAACCCCAUCUGCUCUUCUCCUCUCUAUUCACAUCAAACAAAGCUUUCAGGACGCACGGCUUCACCGUGCUCGGUCUUCUUCCCAUUGAACGGUAAGCGUCCGUCCACGUGUACGCCCAGCAGGCCCUCUCGGCUGUCUGUCGCAAGACCACAGGCCACAGCAGAGCAAAAGGAUGGCUCGGCAGAUGUACCCGUGGAACAGAGGAAAGGAACGGUGAUGGAGCGAACGCCUCGACGUUCGACCGUCGAUCUCUCUCCCUUCGGUUUGCUGGAUCCUCGCUCUCCCAUGAGGACCAUGCGGCAGAUGCUGGAGUCCGUGGAUCGGCUUUUCGAGGACGCGAUGAUGUUCCCCGGUUCGAACCUACCAGUUAGGGAGAUUCGGUCGCCGUGGGACUUCCAGGAGGACGAGAAAGAGGUGAAGAUACGUUUCGACAUGCCUGGUCUCUCUAAGGAGGAGGUGAAGCUCUCUGUAGAGGACGAUGUCCUCGUCAUCAAGGGCGAGCACAAAGCAGUGGACAAGGACGGUGACACGUGGUCGGCCAGGAGCUUUAGCUCCUACGACAUGAGGCUGCCGCUUCCUGAUAACUGCGAGAUGGAUAAGAUCAAAGCGGAGCUGAAGAAUGGUGUUCUGUUCAUAUCCAUUCCGAAGAAACCGGUUGAGCACAAGGUGAUCGAUGUGCAGAUUCAGUGAGAGAUGGACGGUCUUGAUGAAAGAGAGGGUUGUAGGUUUCGUGGUGUGUUAAGUAGUUUGUAUGGCGAAUGUAAUAAAAAUUUUGUUGCUUAAUGAGUGUUUCACUCAAGAAACUUGUGAGGCCUACAAUUUGUUGAUCCAAGCCGUUCAAAUUGUCAUUCU